Molecule: messenger RNA, 2435 nt
Organism: Cottoperca gobio
Lineage: Eukaryota; Metazoa; Chordata; Actinopteri; Perciformes; Bovichtidae
Gene: arf2b
Product: ARF GTPase 2b
Exons: 5
Coding region: 148-693 (181 amino acids)
Molecular function (GO): GTP binding; GTPase activity
Source: RefSeq, a predicted model, not a curated record
ACACCAUUUGCACUGUCAUUGGAGCAGGUUUGAUAGUGGGAAGUGCCCGUACGCCGGUGUCUCCCUGGUUGCGCAAGACGCCAUUUUGGAGUGACAGUGAAAGAUAACGGAAAGAUCGAGAAGCUGUCUUUCUAAAGCUUCGUCACCAUGGGGAAUGUAUUUACAAGCUUAUUCAAAGGCCUGUUUGGCAAAAAAGAAAUGAGGAUUCUUAUGGUUGGGCUUGAUGCUGCUGGAAAAACAACCAUCCUAUAUAAACUGAAGCUAGGAGAGAUAGUCACCACCAUUCCCACCAUUGGUUUUAAUGUUGAAACUGUAGAAUACAAGAACAUCAGCUUCACAGUGUGGGAUGUGGGCGGUCAGGACAAAAUCAGGCCGCUGUGGCGCCACUACUUCCAGAACACUCAAGGGCUUAUCUUUGUGGUGGACAGCAAUGACAGGGAGAGAGUGAACGAGGCGAGGGAGGAGUUGUCCAGAAUGCUCGCUGAGGACGAACUCAGAGACGCUGUGCUGCUCGUUUUUGCAAAUAAACAGGAUCUCCCCAACGCUAUGAAUGCUGCAGAGAUCACAGACAAGCUUGGCUUGCACGCCCUGCGCCAGCGCAGCUGGUACAUCCAGGCCACCUGCGCCACCAGUGGGGACGGCUUGUAUGAGGGCCUGGACUGGCUCUCCAACCAGCUGAAGAACCAGAAAUGAUCCAUUCCACCAGUUUUGAUUUUUGUUUGUUGUUUAUUUUUUCUGUUUCAACACAGCGGCAGCACCGGAUCCAGGCCCCCUUCGCUCCCAUCUAACCCAAUUCUCAACCUCAGCUCUUUCUUUCAAGAACUUCCUUCAUUCCCUUUCUCCUGCUUUCUGCCCUCGUCAGUACUCUUGGGGCUCUAGCCUGUGCUGCUUGUGUGUGGGUGUGCGUGCGUGUGUGUGUGUGUGUACCUUGUGUGUUCAGCGAGUGUGUGUGUGUGUCUGUGUGUCUGUGUGUGUGUGUGUGGGUGUGAAGGCGUCUCUGUGUAUGUUGGCUGGGAUUGGGAGUAACUCUGGCGUGCCUUUUACACACCUCCUGUGGAAUCAGCAGUCUGGUUUUCAAGCCCCUUUCUCCAUCCACCAAACUCAGCCUCUGCCCCACUCGGCCUACCCCCACUCCAAGUCUUGCACGGCCCCCUUCUCCCCACCCUUACUCUCCAGAGGAAGCAUGGUUUUCAUACGGCAAAGAAAGAGCAAGGGUGCACGCUCUCCUCCCCCCCUACCUGUAGUAUAUAUCUAUGUUAACUAGAAAUGUUCACCUGAUGUAGACUGAAUGCUAAAUGUUCAUUUUAACCUCUUGAUUUUGAAACCUCAAACCCACCAGUAAGAGAUUCAGUAAAUUGCAUCUUAACCUGUAUCAGGUCGAAGCAAGUCAAAAAAAUAGAAAAAUGGAAAAAAAAAACGCCCAUCCUCGAUCAUUCUGGUGUCAUUUGAAAAUCAUGCUGUUUUGUUUUAUUAUUAUUAUUAUUAUUAUAUUGGAAUAUAACAGAUUACUCUUAGCAAUGGUUCUCCAAUGAACACUACCUUUUCCCCUUCCUCCCUCCCCCCCUCCCCCCCACCAAGCGAGACCGUGAAGCACAAAGCAAGCCAAUGAUUUUAACUAAUUAAAAUCUACUUUAAAAUUAAAGAUCUGAAAUUAUAUGCAAUUAUUGUCAAAUUUGUGGGGUAGCUAGCAUUUAAUUCUCUGGAUUUAAUUGGAUUUUCGAGUUGACCUUCAGUACAAUUAAUCAUUCUGACAGUGUUUCUACUUCAUGUAGGUCAAAAACAAGGUGUUGGGCAUUUCACAAACUUCAGCCGGUUAACUGAGACAUUCACAAGCUUCACAUGUUAUUCCUUUAAGAGAUGUUACAUGUGUUUUUUUUCUGUAACUAGUUUUAGCAUUUCUAUUUGUACUUUGACUGCUGAACCAAAUGCAUUUGAGCAGUAUGACAAAUCCUGUAUAUGAAAGUAGUGUAUCCUUGAGGGACUGAAGAGGUUUUUCUCACCAACGGUUGGCAGUUAUACUUUGAAAAUCUGAAAGCAUUCAGCUGUCUAAUUUACCUGGUUGGGAUGAAGGAUUGGCACCAAAUAUGAAGGCUCUUUAACUGUGAACGGUCCAGACAUGAAGAAAGGAAACUUGGUUCAAUGUCUGGGCGUUUGACAGGCUACUACACAUUAUAGCGCUGCAUACUUCAUGACUGUAAAGACCAACAUACUCUAUCAGUAGCUCGUCAGUGAGCUGGAAGGACUUGGUGGUAGACCUGUUAAAGGGGAAUGGGUGUGCAGUUAACUGGUCGUGAGAUUCAGCAGGCGUUCUCAGUGUCGAACCAUGGGGGUUAAGCUGGCACUUCUGUCGAGAAUGAUUGUAAAUCUGUACGUUCCCCUGUAAACUGUUUCUGUGGGGAUUUCCUGAACACAUUAAUAAACAUGAUUUGAUCCAA